Cantharellus anzutake is the source of this 1585-nucleotide messenger RNA. Its product is annotated as general substrate transporter. Gene Ontology annotation, cellular component: membrane. The transcript has 17 exons. The coding region runs from base 199 to 1551 and encodes 450 amino acids. Gene Ontology annotation, molecular function: carbohydrate:proton symporter activity. Lineage: Eukaryota; Fungi; Basidiomycota; Agaricomycetes; Cantharellales; Hydnaceae. The record is from RefSeq and is a predicted model, not a curated record. Gene Ontology annotation, biological process: transmembrane transport; carbohydrate transport.
UUUCGGAUGCGCGUUUUUUUUUUUACUCCUGUCGGCGAAUAUUUAUCCACGGCGGUUCCACCCUUUCUGGGCUAUAAACAUACGAACGUGAGGGAAUAUUGAGCGGAUCCCUCUCCCUCCGUGCGUGUUCGGUACCCUGGGGUCCCCGAGUCCGUAAUUACUCUGAGAAUUCCUAUUUCUCCAGAACUGUCAAGCAAAAUGCCUGAUGUGCGCGUGAUGAAUCUGGCUCCCUCUGGGGGUUGGUGGAGCAACCGAGGCCUAAUCUAUUUGAACCUCUGCCUAGGCUUGUCGCUUAUCACAUCAUACACUCAUGGGUAUGAUGAGGCCAUAGGAAAUAGCUUGCAGAUAAUCCCUGCCUGGCAGAAGUACUUCAAUCAUCCCACUUCAAACAUUCUCGGCUUGAUAAUCUCCGCACAGAGCGUCGGGACCCUGGCAGCACUCCCAAUUGUACCUUUCCUGUGUGAUCAGCUUGGCCGAAGAAAUACCCUCCUCUCUGGUGCCUUACUCAUGUUAUGGGGUAUAGCGCUGCAGGUGACAUCGACAGACCUUGCACAGUUCAUCCUAUCACGAGGAUUAAUCGGAUUUGGACUAUGCUUUUCCACCAGUGCAUCGCCUCUUCUUAUUGUUGAACUUGCACAUCCAAUGCAACGUGCGCGACUGACAUCGUCGUACAAUGCAUUCUGCUACGUCGGAAGUAUUACCGUGGCGUGGAUUACAUUUGGCACUUUCCGCAUCCCGACGGCGUGGUCUUGGAUACUGCCAUCCCUCUUUCAAGCCCUUUCUCCCGUAUUACAAGUUCUCUUAAUUUGGUUGACACCCGAGUCCCCUCGAUGGCUUAUCUCCAAGGGAAGAGACAGAGAAGCGGUUGAGAUACUAGCCGCAUACCAUGCGAACGGUAACAUUAAAGACCCCCUCAUUCAGCAUGAGUACAUGGAAAUCAAAGACGCUCUCGCGACUGAGGAGAAAGCUAAGAAAGCGAGCACUUAUGCGUCCCUUUUCACAAAUUCCCAGAACUUCAAACGCAUGCGGAUUAUCAUUGCACUUGGCUUCUUUAGCCAAUGGAGUGGAAAUGGGCUUGUGUCACAUUACAUUUCCAUCAUCCUAGAUGAUCUUGGUAUCGAUAAAGUUGAAGCGAAAACUACGAUUAAUGGAUGUCUCCAAAUUUUCAAUCUGGCGAUGGCUCUCGGCGCCGCCCUCUUUGUUGAACGCAUAGGACGGCGAAAGUUGUUCCUGGCUUCGAACGCUGGCAUGUUCCUUGCGUUCAGUGUUUGGGCUGCGUUUAUUGUGCUUCGCACGGAAAAGGGAUAUCUUUGGACUCAAAAGGCCAGUGUUGCAUUAAUGUUCAUCUUUUUUGGGUUCUAUAACAUUGCCUACAUGCCCUUGCUUGUCACGUAUUGCCUCGAGAUUCUUCCCUUCGAAAUUCGAGCCAAAGGUUUUUCCGUAAUGAACCUUACUGUCUCCGUUGCUCUGGCCCUCAACCAAUACGUUAACCCAGUCGCUCUGGCGAGGUUCGGGUGGAAAUUUUACUUGGUGCAAGUAUCACCAGAUUGACAUAUGGAAAGCCUGUAUGAAACCGCUUGUUUUC